UGCCGCCAUUUUAAGAUACGGGGAUGGUGGAUGAGCGUGAGUGGAAUGACGUAGAAAUAAGAUUUUCUUAAAAAAUACAGAUAUUUGCGGAUACUUGUUAAAUAUACAAAAAGAAGAAGUUGAACUUUUUUGUGUCAAACUUAGUCGGAAUUUCUCACUGGAACAGGUCCGCUUACUUCCGAGACGAUGCCUGCCGGGCCCGUUUCCAUCGUCCAGCCGGAGCCCAAUAACAAGGUUGAAGAUGGAAAAGAUGAAACUCCAGCAGCAAAACCUAUCGUGGGUAUCAUCUAUCCUCCACCUGAGGUCCGAAAUAUUGUUGAUAAGACUGCCAGCUUUGUGGCCAGAAAUGGGCCAGAGUUUGAGGCCAGAAUCCGACAGAAUGAGAUCAAUAACCCCAAGUUUAACUUUCUGAAUCCAAAUGACCCCUACCAUGCUUACUACCGGCACAAGGUCAAUGAGUUCAAGGAAGGCAAAGCACAGGAACCUUCUGCUGUUGUGCCAAAGGUUAUGCAGCAACAAGUUAUGCAGCAAAUUCCUCAGCAGCAACUACCACAGAAGGUUCAAGCACAAGUGAUCCACGAGACAGUGGUACCAAAAGAGCCUCCUCCUGAUUAUGAGUUCAUUGCAGAUCCCCCCUCUAUUUCAGCCUUUGACCUAGAUGUUGUCAAACUCACUGCCCAGUUUGUGGCCCGUAAUGGCCGUCAGUUUCUUACACAGCUAAUGCAGAAGGAGCAGCGGAAUUAUCAGUUUGAUUUCCUCCGGCCACAACACAGCCUGUUCAACUACUUCACUAAGCUGGUGGAGCAAUACACAAAGAUUUUAAUUCCUCCAAAGGGGCUACUGCAGAAAAUGAAGAAGGAAGCUGAAAAUCCCCGUGAGGUUCUUGAUCAGGUAAGGUAUAGAGUGGAGUGGGCCAAGUAUCAGGAACGUGAGAGGAAGAAGGAAGAGGAAGAAAGAGAAAAAGAACGUGUGGCAUAUGCGCAGAUUGACUGGCACGACUUUGUUGUUGUGGAGACGGUGGAUUUUCAACCCAAUGAGCAAGGUCAUUUCCCUCCACCGACAACCCCAGAAGAGCUUGGUGCUAGAAUCCUUAUACAAGAGCGAUAUGAGAAAUUUGGUGAGAGUGAGGAAGUUGAAAUGGAAGUGGAGUCUGAAUCGGAUGAUGAAGAUACUCCUAAUAAAGAGGAGCCAACAUCUGCUCAGCCUGAUCAGGACACCCAAGUCCAAGAUAUGGAUGAGGGCUCCGAUGAUGAGGAGGAUGGCAUGAAGGCCCCACCACCACCUGAAAACCCAAUGCCCCCGCCACUUCCACCUACUCCUGACCAAGUAAUCAUUCGCAAGGACUAUGACCCUAAAGCCUCCAAACCUCCGACUGUCACAAGCACCCCAGAUGAAUACCUCAUUUCUCCUAUCACUGGAGAAAAGAUUCCCGCCAGCAAGAUGCAAGAGCAUAUGCGUAUUGGACUCCUGGAUCCACGAUGGCUGGAGCAACGAGACCGUGUCAUUCGUGAGCGGCAGAUUGAAGACGAAGUGUACGCUCCUGGUCUGGACAUCCAGAGCAGCUUGAAGCAGUUAGCUGAAAGGCGUACCGAUAUCUUUGGUGUGGAGGAAACUGCAAUUGGUAAAAAGAUUGGAGAGGAGGAGAUACAGAAACCAGAAGAGAAGGUCACAUGGGAUGGUCACUCAGGCAGCAUGGCACGUACACAGCAAGCAGCCCAGGCCAAUAUCACACUUCAGGAGCAGAUUGAGGCCAUCCACAAAGCCAAAGGACUGGUACCAGAGGAUGAUACCAAAGAGAAAAUUGGGCCAAGCAAACCUGCUGAUCUUCCACCUCCACCUAUUCCCUCCUCUGCCCCUAGUAUACCCACUUCUGCACCUCCUAUCACAUCUGUCCCUCAUCCUCCUGUGAUGCCUCCUCCUCCUCCAAUUAGGACCACUCUUGUUCCUGCAGUCCCAGUAAUCCCACGGCCACAAAUAGCACCCGUGGUGCGCUUAGCACCUGGUCAGGUCAUUACUUCCAUGCCUCCCAUGAUUCACCCACCACGUAUCAAUGUGGUGCCUAUGCCUCCUACUGCACCUCACCUCAUGCCACCAAGGCCUCCUCCAAUGGUUGUUCCAGCUGCUUUUGUCCCAGCUCCUCCAGUGCCUCAGCCUCCUGUCUCUGCUCCAGCACCCAUGCCACCCUCUCAUCCUCCUCCCCCAAUGGAAGAUGAGCCCACAAGUAAGAAGAUGAAGACUGAAGACAGCCUAAUACCAGAAGAGGAAUUCCUUCUGAGAAACAAGGCUCCUGUGACUGUAAAGGUACAAGUCCCAAAUAUGCAGGACAAGACAGAAUGGAAGUUGAAUGGACAAGUCCUCAAUUUCACCCUGCCCCUCACAGAUCAGGUAUCCGUAAUAAAGGUUAAGAUACAUGAAGCUACAGGGAUGCCUGCUGGAAAACAGAAACUGCAGUAUGAGGGCAUUUUCAUCAAGGAUUCAAAUUCUUUGGCCUAUUAUAACAUGAACAGUGGCUCAAUUAUCCACCUUGCCCUGAAGGAGAGAGGUGGCAGGAAGAAGUAAAUGGCGGUACAGCCACACCUGGUGGAAGGUUUUGACGUAACAUGAGUUGGAUAGUUGACGGCACACCGUAAGAGAUAUUGAGAGAAAUGAGGCAUUUAAUUUAUUCACAAAUGUCACAGACCUGGGAAAAACAAAUUCAUGUUCAGUUCAACGUUUAAUAUGUUGAAAAGUGGAGUUCCUGUUUAAGUUUAUCUUGUAAAUUCAAGCUUUUUCCCCACCAUUUGUGUAUAAAGCAUUUGAAGUAAUUUUUCACAAAGAUUUUUCACAAAGCACUGAAGCAUUAGUGUUGUUCAUAUAAACCUGAGCCAUUCUGCAAGUAAAUGGCCUUAAAUGAGUAAGGAUCGGUUGGGUCCCCAGACUGGUGUUACCAGAGCAGUACGUUUUUGUUGAAUCAUGGUUUCUUAGACUUGUUUUAUUGUAAGUGCCAGAGGCUGAGUGGUGCAUGUUCUUUCAAAAUGCAUCCAUAUUGCCUAUCCUGAAAUUCUAUAAUAUGCUUAAUUCGGGAAUGUCAAAUAAAAGAAGUUAUUUUA
This is a messenger RNA of Erpetoichthys calabaricus (reedfish), 3089 nucleotides long. It is a transcript of the gene sf3a1, whose product is annotated as splicing factor 3a, subunit 1. NCBI's taxonomy places the organism in Eukaryota, Metazoa, Chordata, Cladistia, Polypteriformes, Polypteridae. Gene Ontology annotation, biological process: regulation of alternative mRNA splicing, via spliceosome; mRNA cis splicing, via spliceosome. Gene Ontology annotation, cellular component: U2-type prespliceosome; catalytic step 2 spliceosome; U2 snRNP. The transcript has 15 exons. Gene Ontology annotation, molecular function: RNA binding; protein binding. The coding region runs from base 187 to 2559 and encodes 790 amino acids. The record is from RefSeq and is a predicted model, not a curated record.